AGUCCAAAACCCUGCUUAAACCCAAAGACCUAAUCAUUUAUGAGCUUCUAGAGAGCGAGAGAAGCCACAUCGUAUUUGCCACGAUGAGAAGAGUUAACCACCUAGCCACCCUGAGCCGAGCCUUUUCCGGCGCGGCCUCUCAUCAGCGGCUGGUUCAAGGAGCAGCAAUGAUAAGCACAUACGCAGCUUCAAAUUCUCAGUGUUUUGCAUCAAGAAUCGCUGAAAGUUUUAGGAUAUCAAAUCCCCCCGUCGCACGCGGUGUUACUGGGACUAUGUUUUUCUCUGUUGCGGCUUCCUCUUUGGCCCAAGAGGCGCAAGCUAAGGAAGCGCCGCCGGUGGAGAAGUUGAUGCCGAAGGACGUCGUUCUUUACCAGUACGAAGCUUGCCCUUUCUGCAACAAGGUGAAAGCGUUUUUGGAUUACUACAAUAUACCAUACAAAGUUGUGGAAGUCAACCCCAUCAACAAAAAGGAGAUCAAGUGGUCUGAUUACAAAAAGGUGCCUAUACUGAAAAUUGAUGGAGAACAGAUGGUUGAUUCUUCAGAUAUAGUUGAUAAAUUGUUUCAAAGGAUACAUCCAGACAAUUCUGUCACAGACAGUGAUGAAGAAAGGCAAUGGCGUGGGUGGGUGGACAAUCACUUGGUGCAUGUUUUGUCACCAAACAUAUAUCGAUCAGUUUCUGAAGCUCUUGAAUCAUUUGACUAUAUCACCACCCAUGGCAAUUUCAGCUUCACGGAGAGGUUGGUAGCCAAGUAUGCUGGUGCUACAGCAAUGUACUUUGUGUCGAAGAAGCUGAAGAAGAGACAUAACAUUACUGAUGAACGUGCAGCCUUGUAUGGUGCUGCAGAGACAUGGGUGGAUGCUUUGAAGGGUCGCCAAUAUCUUGGUCAGUGUUUCUUUUUUCAUCAAUGGUGAUCUUGCUCGGCAUUCUAAUUUGUUACAGUGUGAGAUUUUUCUCUGCGUCCUAAGGCCCAUCCGAUACUUGAAGUCCGGUAAAGAUAUGGUGGAGCAUACCCGUAUCGGUGAGUGGUACUCUCGAAUGGAAAAUGCAGUUGGCGAGCCUAGUAGAAUUAAGGCAUAAAGGCAUAGCAGAUGGUUGAUUUUAUUCAUUGAAUGAAUGAUGUUCGACCUUAGGGGCGCAGAUGGGAGUUAAAUGAGAUAAAAUAACACACAAAGAAUUGGUUUUACUGCUAGUUAAAAAAUUGCAGAUCUUGAACCGUAUCAUUAUGUUAUGGAUAUGGGAAAAUAAAUUUGCCAUUCUCGGUGAUCAUCGUCGUGGUAGUUCCCCUAACAUCCAUCCAUCAAGCAAGAGGCAUAUACUAUCAUGAAGGAACUAUUUUGUUUCAUUAAAAAAAACUAAACCUUGUAACCUUUUUACUAUUGAAGAUGCACUAUUUACUCUCUUAUUCAUAUAUAUCAUUGUUGAUUGUAAUUUGAUUUUUAAA
Molecule: messenger RNA, 1444 nt
Organism: Populus trichocarpa (black cottonwood)
Lineage: Eukaryota; Viridiplantae; Streptophyta; Magnoliopsida; Malpighiales; Salicaceae
Exons: 6
Coding region: 84-914 (276 amino acids)
Cellular component (GO): mitochondrion
Molecular function (GO): prostaglandin-E synthase activity
Source: RefSeq, a predicted model, not a curated record